UUGAAUGUGUGGAGUUUGACGUAUUUUUGCCGCAUACAGGUACUUUGGAAAAUUGAGAAAUUUAGUUUAAAUUAGUAAAAAAGAGUAACGAUGUCUGCAAGUUCGGUUGAUUUAAGUUCAUAUCGUGAUCAGCAUUUUAAGGGAUCUCGUAUGGAGCAAGAACGUUCACUUCGAGAAUCUACAACCUUAUAUAUUGGAAAUUUAUCAUUUUUUACAACCGAAGAACAAAUUCAUGAAUUAUUUUCACGCUGUGGAGAAGUUAGACGUAUCGUUAUGGGCUUAGAUAAAUAUAAAAAAACUCCUUGUGGUUUUUGUUUUGUGGAGUACUACCUGCGUUCGGAAGCUGAAAACGCUAUGCGAUAUAUAAAUAGUACCCGUCUGGAUGAUAGACUCAUUAGAGUUGAUUGGGAUGCUGGCUUUAUUGAAGGUCGUCAAUAUGGUAGAGGUAAGACUGGCGGUCAAGUACGUGACGAAUAUCGUACAGACUAUGAUGCUGGUCGUGGGGGUUAUGGAAAGUUGCUAUCCCAGAAAAUUACCCCGAACACAGAUAAUCGUUAGACACUGAAAAUGUAUUCUAUAGUACGUAAGGUUGUCUAAGACUUAAUUAUAUUUAAUAAACAAAAUCUUUUCUAUAAACAUUAUUACUAAGUCACUGAAAACACAAAUGCAAAACUCGCAUAUAAACUAUUAGCUAAAAUUUAAAAAUUCAAAAUAAGUAUAUUUUCAAUAUCAAUUGUUUAUUAUAGCUUAACAUAUAUGUAUUAAUAAUGUACAUAAC
Teleopsis dalmanni is the source of this 778-nucleotide messenger RNA. RefSeq names its product nuclear cap-binding protein subunit 2. Gene Ontology annotation, molecular function: RNA cap binding. Lineage: Eukaryota; Metazoa; Arthropoda; Insecta; Diptera; Diopsidae. Bases 91 to 558 code for a protein of 155 amino acids. Gene Ontology annotation, biological process: mRNA cis splicing, via spliceosome. The transcript has 3 exons. The record is from RefSeq and is a predicted model, not a curated record. Gene Ontology annotation, cellular component: nuclear cap binding complex.